Messenger RNA from Penicillium lagena, 2502 nucleotides. RefSeq lists its product as uncharacterized. The coding region runs from base 1 to 2502 and encodes 833 amino acids. Gene Ontology annotation, molecular function: zinc ion binding; DNA-binding transcription factor activity, RNA polymerase II-specific. The transcript is spliced from 4 exons. Gene Ontology annotation, biological process: regulation of DNA-templated transcription. The record is from RefSeq and is a predicted model, not a curated record. NCBI's taxonomy places the organism in Eukaryota, Fungi, Ascomycota, Eurotiomycetes, Eurotiales, Aspergillaceae.
AUGCCCAUACACCUCACCACACUGUCAAACAAGACUGCCCCAUCGCAGCCGGCAUCCACAACUGAGAAUCCUGCAAAACGACGCGCCUCGUCAGGGCCUGACAGCGAGAGCAUCAGCCCGCACACGACACGGCGGCCUCCUCCGUCAGACUGGAGGCAGCCACCACCUCCACCAGCGCGGGCCCCCGUGACGUGGACGGAACCGCGCAUCUUCACUGAACGGCUGUCGGCUGCGACCGACCACCCCGGAGGUGCCCCAGACGCGGGCGCCCCGGAUGAAGCCAUGUCUAUGCCGGCGGGGUCGUCGACCACGGGCCCCGCGACCACCGCCGAACCCGCCUCAAGGGCGGCGGUCGUCGUCAACCCUGCAGCAGCCAGCAGCAACAUCACCAGCGGUGGCCCGUACGUGCGCCGCAAGCGCGCCCUCGCUGCCUGCCAGUUUUGCCGCCUGCGCAAGACCAAAUGCGACAACGUGCGGCCCGUCUGCGGGUCCUGCCGGCACCACCAGGCACGGUGCGUCUACACCGACGGCUCCGAGGGCGACGGAUCGCAGGUCGGGCUCGACGAGGCGGCGAGCCGGCACCGCGAGGUGCUCGAGCGCCUUGCCGACAUUCAGAGCCUGCUAGCCCGGCAGCCGUCGAUGCUUUUAUCUGACGCGGGAGGGGCGCGCAGCAGCGGGGCGGCGUCCGAGAUGGGCGGAUCUGUGACGAGCGCGUUGGCCGGUGGCGGCGGCGGCAACAGUGUCGUCGACUGCGAGAGCAACGCUGGUGUCGGCGGUGGCGGUGCGGCGGUCGAGACGGAGAGCGCUGUGCCUGAUUACCUGCCCUCGUACUCGUCGUCAGCCACGGCGUAUCUGCAGUACACCAAGUGCGAGUCGAUCCUCAAGUGGCCUGUUUUCGUAGAUGUCAUGACUGGUGAAGACGCUGAGGUCGACUCGUUCAUCUUCGAUGAGUAUGUGCGCGGGGACGACGAAGAGCGUGAAGAGCGCGAAUCGGUCUUCAUGCCAGCUAGGGAAUCGGCAUCACCUGCUUCUGUUUAUGGUGGCACUGGUCAGAAGAAGCCCAAGACGACACCUCUGUUCGGCCCGGGCGUGCGCGACCAGGCCUUCGUCACGUUGUCUCACAAGUUUCUUGCUCUGGUCAACUGUCGGAAUCCAAUCCUGGACGCCCACGACCUAUUGUCAUUUGCGACGUCUGUGGCGGAGGAUGGACUAGAUUGGGAUGCUAAAUCUUGCAUAGUAUGCAUCCUUUCCGCUAAGAUACACUUCCAGCUUCUUGCUUGCGCCUUGGCCAGCUACUCCCGCGCCUGGACACCUCCGCCCUAUGUCCGCUCUGCACCGUCCCCAUCCGCAGCUCGCCGCGACUCAACUGUUCCCCCGGACGUCAUGUCGGCGUCCGACGACGACGCGGCUAAGGCCUAUUAUGAGGCCGCCCAGAGACGUUUCGGGUCCCUCGGCUCGUCGCUCAUCGAUGUCCAGUGCUUCUACUUCGCAUCUCUUUUUGAGAGGUUUGCCUUCCGGCCGCUGCAGGCCUGGAUGUAUCUGCAGCAAGCCGCGACACGGCUGCGUCUUCACCACAUGCAGCGGCGUGGGCAAGACCGUCGUCGUCGUAUGACUGGCCAAGAUGACUCUCAUAUGGAAUCAGGGCCGUCUACUAUCAGCUAUCAUUUGGAACAGAGGGCGUUUUGGUCCAUUCACAAGGCUGAGAGAGAGUUCGCCACAGAACUCGGCAUCGCCCUCGCCAGUGACCUUACAGGCUUAAAGUACCCGGCCGCUUUCCCCACCCCUCCAGAAACUCUGAAAUAUUUAAUCCCUAACGACGACGGCGAUGAUGGCGAUAUUUCUGAUUUGUUCUCGCCUCGGAGGAAUGAGUUCAUUUUAUUCUUCUAUCUCGCUGAGAUCUCACUCCGGCGCACGUUUGAUGAAGUCCUCUCUGUCGUCUACGAGAAGGGCGAGCAGAACUGGAUUGAGAAUAUCGACCUCGUCUGCCGACAGUAUUACGAGUCAGAAAAGCAAAUAUGCGACUGGCAAUCUCACCUCCCCCGAACAAUGCGCUGGGAUCCGGCAUCUCAACCAAUUAAUGAGAUGGCCUACUACCUCGAAAGCCGCUUCGAAGAAUGGAACGAAUACAUCCUCCGCCCCUUGGCCUACUACUGUCUACACUACCCGCCUACCAAACCCCCGACGCCAUCCAUCGUCGCCCUGGCGCAGCGCGACAUGACGCUCUGCGUGAACUGCAUCAUGCGCUGCGCUAAUUAUGAUCGCCACGGCGGCACAUGGCUCGUCCUGCGCCGGACCUUCCGCUGCACGCUCAUCAUACUGGCCGCUGUGAUCGCCGAUGGGCCUCUGCGGCCGCCGGAGAAUUGGCAGGAACUGACGCGUAUCUCGAUUGCGACGCUUACGCGUUGGUCUGUGGGCGUCCAGGACCUGCAACGGAUGAGAAAGGUACUGGAGCGAGUCUUUCGCGCGGUUUGCGAGACUGAGGCUACGAGAAUGUCUGUCUAA